Messenger RNA from Pygocentrus nattereri (red-bellied piranha), 778 nucleotides. RefSeq names its product L-selectin-like. Lineage: Eukaryota; Metazoa; Chordata; Actinopteri; Characiformes; Serrasalmidae. The record is from RefSeq and is a predicted model, not a curated record. The coding region runs from base 1 to 540 and encodes 179 amino acids. The transcript is spliced from 3 exons.
AUGCCACAUACUGACCUCACCCUGAAUUAUCAUUUAAUCUCUGGGAAUACGAGCUGGUAUGAAGCUCAGAGUUACUGCAGGAAGAGCUACACUGACCUGGUCGGCAUCAGAGAUCAGAACCAGAAUGAAGCAGUAAAUGGAAAAGGGCUGACCAGAAGAACGUCCUUCUGGAUCAGCCUGCUGCGUGAUAGCUGGGAGUGGACUGAUGGAGGACGCUCUGCCUACAGGAACUGGACGACUGGUCAGCCUCGAUCAUCAGACUGUGGUGUACUGAGAAAAGGGAAAUGGUCUUCAGUGCCGUGCAGUACUACUCAGCCUGCUCUGUGCUCCAACACACUGAUCCAUGUCAGUGCUGAGCAGAUGGACUGGGAGAGCGCUCUGGAUUACUGUCGGAGAGAGAACAGGAGGGCUAUUCUACGCAUCCAGUCUGGUCUGGACCAGAAAGAGGUGAAGUUUGAGCUCAGGAGGAGGCGUGUCUCUGGGCAUCUGUGGGUGGGGCUUGGACAGAGUCAACUCUUUGAGCUGUUGAUCAUCCAGUAGGCUGUCUUUGGGACCGUGGACCAAGAGAAACGAGAGACAGGCCGAGCCUGCACCCCUCAGCCGUGCUGGAACCGACACUGUGGAGACACCAUUAAGGACGAAGAUGGACGUUUCAGCUCUUAGAGCUGUUUGUGAACUUAAACAACCGUAAAAGGCCGAUUUCUCAACCCUAGAAGUGACCAGUUCACUGUUUUCUAGCUCGGACUAUGUUCCAGUCAACAUGCACUUCACUAGUUUA